AUGACAAGUCAAAAUAGUGAGCUAGAAAAUCCAGUGACAAGUCAAGAUAGUGAGCUAGAGAACUCAGCUCCAAGUCAAGAUAGUAAGCUAGAGAAUCUAGAUCAGAAUAAUAAAAAUUUGGGUAGAAGGCCAU
Cetraspora pellucida is the source of this 133-nucleotide messenger RNA. Lineage: Eukaryota; Fungi; Glomeromycota; Glomeromycetes; Diversisporales; Gigasporaceae. The record is from the annotation of a GenBank genome assembly.